Molecule: messenger RNA, 636 nt
Organism: Parnassius apollo (apollo)
Lineage: Eukaryota; Metazoa; Arthropoda; Insecta; Lepidoptera; Papilionidae
Source: the annotation of a GenBank genome assembly
AUGUCUACAGUGAAAGAAAAUUGGAUUUAUGAAAUCAAAUUUCGAAACAUCGAUCAAUACAGUUUGCCUGCUUUUGAAUUCCACGUUAACGUAUCACGGGAAUGUAUUUUGAAAACAAUAGAAGAAAGUUUUUUAACUGUUAAUUAUAAUCAUAGCAAUGGGACCCAGAACCAUGAUGACGAUUUAAGAAGUUUGGUGGAAACAAAUAAGUCUUUGCGACUAGAAAUUGACAUAAAAUUUAAAGAUGUGCAGCGGCAACAAACCCAAUAUGAAUCAUUUAAACAUGAUCAGAAAUUAUUAUCUCAAGAAAUUAAAGAAAGACAUGAAGCAUUUUUGAUGGCGAAGAAGUAUUAUAAAAAGUUUUUAAAAAUAUACUUCACUAUUGAAACAAAAAAUGAUUUAAAACAGACCAUUUUUGUACAAUUUUUUACUGAGGCUAAAAAAGAUUCUGAGAACUACAGUGUACGUCUUUUAAGGAAUAUGGAAAAUGCAAGUUAUGAAUUACUCUCUACAAAUCCUAAACUAAAAAACUUCAAGGAAAUACAAAGAAAAUUAAAAGAAAGAAAUGAUAUUCCUGGGGCAUUAUGUUGCAUAAGACAAUCAUUUAUUAAUAUAAAAGCAUUAAAGAAACAAUAA